UUGCCAGCACAGACGGACAAGGCAGGGAAAGUGAAGAGAAGACAUCUGAUCUGCAAUCGGCCGGCCCAGUUCGUUCUCUUUCUCUCUCCUCACUUUCUCGUGUUUGUUGAGAGUGGUGGCAAGUUCAUAUCCAUAAUUAACUCUGUAACCUCUUCUCUUUACUCUUUCUCUUUCUUAUUUAUCAAAUUUCUCUCUCACUUUCAGUUCCACUUCACCCUCCAUUUCCUCUCUUCUUCUUCUUUUUCGCCGUCGUCGUUGUUGGGCCGAGAAGAUGCCGGGCCUAGUCUCCGUCAAGACCCCGCCGGAUGCGCCGCCGCUUCGGAUCUCGGUCUCCGAGGCCCAAACCCCGACCUCGACCACCCAGGCCCAGAGGUCCGAGCCCGGGAUCCCCAAAACCCCGUCUCCGCACCCCAAGAGGCUUCCCUCUCCUUCCCCUUCCAAUUCCCGAUCCAAGCCCUCGCCGGAUCGGAGGUCCAAGAAGCCCCAAUCUGACAGCCCCAACCAGAUCUUGUCGGAGAUGUCGCUCGACAACCCCGAUCUCGGACCCUUCCUCCUCAAGCUCGCCAGAGACACGAUCGCCUCCGGCGACGGUCCGGUCAAGGCCCUGGACUACGCGCUCAGGGCGUCCAAGUCGUUCGAGCGGUGCGCCGUUGACGGCGAGCCGAGUCUGGACCUGGCCAUGAGCCUCCACGUGCUCGCCGCGAUCUACUGCAGCUUGGGGAGGUUCGAGGAGGCCGUGCCGGUCCUGGAGAGGGCGAUCCAGGUGCCGGAGGUUUCGAGGGGUACUGAUCACGCACUCGCCGCGUUCUCCGGGCAUAUGCAGUUGGGAGAUACGUUCUCGAUGCUGGGACAAGUCGACCGGUCGAUUGCGUGUUACGAGGAAGGGUUGAAGAUCCAGAUCGAGGCAUUGGGAGAGACUGAUCCUAGAGUCGGAGAAACUUGCAGGUAUUUGGCUGAGGCCCAUGUUCAAGCAAUGCAGUUUGAUAGAGCAGAAGAAUUGUGUAAGAAAACUCUCGAAAUCCAUCGUGUUCAUAGUGAACCGGCAUCUCUUGAGGAGGCAGCGGACCGAAGGCUGAUGGCCCUUGUAUGUGAGGCAAAGGGUGAUUAUGAAGCAGCCCUUGAGCAUCUUGUCCUUGCCAGCAUGGCAAUGAUUGCAAAUGGGCAAGACAAUGAGGUUGCUGCUAUUGAUGUGAGCAUAGGCAACAUUUACAUGUCUCUUUGUCGCUUUGAUGAGGCAAUUUUCUCCUACCAGAAGGCACUCACUGUUUUUAAGUCAUCAAAGGGCGACAACCAUCCUUUGGUUGCUUCUGUCUUUGUACGUCUUGCUGACCUGUACCACCGGACUGGAAAGCUUAGGGAGUCCAAGUCAUAUUGUGAGAAUGCACUGAGGAUAUAUGCAAAACCUGUGCCUGGAACUACAGCAGAAGAAAUUGCUUGUGGGUUGACUGAAAUUUCUGCUAUUUAUGAGUCUGUUAAUGAACCUGAGGAGGCACUGAAGCUAUUGCAAAAGGCAAUGAAGUUGUUGGAGGAUAAACCAGGACAGCAAAGCACAAUUGCAGGAAUAGAGGCACGGAUGGGAGUGAUGUUCUAUAUGCUUGGACGAUAUGAAGAAGCAAGGAACUCUUUUGAGAAUGCUGUAGCAAAACUUAGAGCUAGUGGAGAGAGAAAGUCAGCUUUCUUUGGGGUUGUGUUGAACCAGAUGGGGUUGGCUUGUGUGCAGCUGUUCAAGAUAGACGAAGCUGCUGAGUUGUUUGAAGAGGCAAGGGGAAUAUUGGAACAAGAGUGUGGUUCUUGUCAUCAAGAUACCAUUGGGGUGUAUAGCAAUCUCGCAGCAACCUACGAUGCUAUGGGGAGAGUCGAUGAUGCAAUUGAGAUCCUGGAGUAUGUACUUAAAUUGCGAGAAGAAAAGCUUGGAAUUGCAAAUCCCGAUUUUGAGGAUGAGAAGCGAAGGCUAGCUGAGCUUCUGAAAGAAGCAGGCAAGACUCGAGACAGAAAGGCUAAAUCACUCGAAAACCUCAUUGAUCCAAACUCAAAGAAGACGAAGAAAGAGGUGACAAAGAGAUGGCCUGGUUUGGGGUUUAGAAUUUGAAGAAACAUCCUCAUUACUCUUCUGCGUUCAUCUGAUUUCUUACGAAGUGCACAUUAUGUAACAUAGAUCAUAUCGUGUAUAGGGUUGAAGUCUCUUAAUACGGCGAGGUUUUCGGUUUCUUGAGCUUUGAAAAUUCUCAUUUAUUUUUCUCCCGUUAAUUAUUUUAUUGAAUGUCUGCUGUUGCGAGCUUGAAGUUGUUCACUGAAAA
This is a messenger RNA of Morus notabilis, 2297 nucleotides long. RefSeq names its product protein KINESIN LIGHT CHAIN-RELATED 1. The record is from RefSeq and is a predicted model, not a curated record. The transcript has 3 exons. Gene Ontology annotation, molecular function: protein binding. Bases 272 to 2089 code for a protein of 605 amino acids. Lineage: Eukaryota; Viridiplantae; Streptophyta; Magnoliopsida; Rosales; Moraceae.